Drechmeria coniospora is the source of this 1311-nucleotide messenger RNA. RefSeq lists its product as uncharacterized. Bases 1 to 1311 code for a protein of 436 amino acids. The transcript is spliced from 2 exons. The record is from RefSeq and is a predicted model, not a curated record. Lineage: Eukaryota; Fungi; Ascomycota; Sordariomycetes; Hypocreales; Ophiocordycipitaceae.
AUGAGUGCGACGGUUGCCAUGGCUCCUAGCCCGGCUCCUCACGAGAGACAAUCCUUCUCCGAAAUCCCUCCCGCCUCCUCGGCUUCCGUUGCCGCCCAGCAGGUCGCACAGUCACCCUCCUUGGCGGCGCAGAGGAAUUCGAUCGCGAACGCCGGCCAACCCGUCCAGAAAUCCAGCGGCAUCAACAGCCCAAAGGGCGCUCCCACGUCGUCCCUCGCCAAGUCAUCGCCGCCGGGCGCCCCGAGGCACGAUGCCUCUCGAUCACAUGUCGUCGUCAAGAAGGAGCCUGGCUCGCCCACGCUGUCGAGCACGCGACCUCGACCUCGACGGCUGGACCUUUCCAAGAACUCCGUCUCCAACUCGCCGGCCUCGGGCGUGCCCAUGUCCGCCCGGGAUGGGUUCGCCCUCCAGGAAGUCGGCAUAGCCUGCCUCUCCCCGGGCUUCGUGACGCAGAACCCCAUGAUGAAGGAGCAGCUUCAGCGCAGCCUGUCGGUCCGAGAGCAGCAGCGCCACAUCAUCGAGGCGAGACUGCAGCAGCAGUCGGCCAAGGGCGACGGUCCUUCCGACAAGGACAAGGACUCGACGUCGCAGUUCGCCGCCAAGACGCCGGGCAUGUCGCGCAGGAACAAGGCGCCGCCCGGCCUGUCCAUCGUCACGCCCUCGCACGAGCAGUUCGCCAACGAGAGGGUCAUCCAGUCGGCCCCACUCGGCCACAGCUUCACCGGACGCCAGCACCCGGUCCCCAUGUCGCGCCACAUCGUCAACCAACCCUCCAACCUUUCCAACACCUCCCACAUCCACCACGUGCCCGCGAAUCAAACAAGCAACCGGCUGCCUCCCCUCAGCGACGUUUUCGGCCAGGGCGUGUCGGCGCAUCCCGACUCGGCUCACCAAUCUCUCUACAACAACCCCAAGCCUCCCGUGGCCUCCCCCGGCCACCUGCAGCAGCAGCAGCCGAUGCCGACGUCCGGCCGCCCACGCGACUACAAGUCGGCCGAGGAGGCUCAGCAGGAGCUCGCCGGUGGCCGGCCGGAGCUGCUCCCCAAACUGGUGCACUACGGCGGCCACCAACCUCCCACGCCACCGUCGCCGCUUCCCGGGAGCCGCCACGCCGAGCGAAGUCGAAGUGCCACGAAGCGACGGACGCGCGCAGAGUACGAGGAUGGCGACAGCCCUCCGCUGGGCCGGGGUCCCGCCCCCACUCGUCGAGGCCCUUUCGGCGAGGGCCGAGACAGCCCGGAGGUUCAGCGACAGAAGAAGGACGAAUUUCUGCGAUUAUGCUCCCGGGCCUGGGAUCUUUUUCACUCGUGA